Molecule: messenger RNA, 546 nt
Organism: Humulus lupulus (European hop)
Lineage: Eukaryota; Viridiplantae; Streptophyta; Magnoliopsida; Rosales; Cannabaceae
Exons: 1
Coding region: 1-546 (181 amino acids)
Source: RefSeq, a predicted model, not a curated record
AUGGUUUGUAUAGUCCUUGGAGCCAAUUUUCCAUUUGCAGUGUUUGAAGGCUUUAUUAAGCAAUUAUGGGGAAAACAUGGUAUUGAUAGGAUAGCUCAUAUGAAUGUGGGCUAUACUAUUGUGAAGUUUUGGGAUGAAGCCACGAGAUAUAUAGUUCUGGAAGAUGGGGUAGCGCAUUUCAAUAGGAAGCCAGUCAUUCUAAGACCCUGGUCGACUGAUUUAGACACUUUGAGGAUAGUGAAAUCUGUUCCUGUUUGGGUUCGACUACCUGAUCUUGGGUUGCAUUACUGGGGAGUUAAGUGUCUGAGUGCUCUUGUUUGUACCAUUGGCAAGCCUAUUUUGGUUAAUAAGGUCACUAAGGAUAGGUUAAUGGUGAAGUUUGCUAGGGUGUUAGUGGAUGUGGAGAUUUCAGAUAAUUUGCCAAAAACUAUCAAUUUCCUCAAUGAGACAGGUCAAUUGGUGGAUCAGAUUAUAGAAUAUGAAUGGCUGCCUACUCAAUGUUCCUGCUGUAAAAUUUUGGGCCAUACUACUACUAAUUUCAAGUGA